GAAUUAUUGAUUUAAUUCGUUGUAUUAAUUAAUGUAUUUCCUUUAUCUGAGUUGUUCUUUUCCAGUUCUUUUUCUAACAAUAACGGAACCUCUUCUUGAGGAAGUGUUCCGACACGGCUGUAAAUAUUGUGACACAGAGCAGGCUACACUGUCCAUGCGUGUUUUCUCUGGGAGCAAAACUGGCGUGAGAACGUCAUCGUAGCUUAUUUCAGAGUGUCUGGUUCACAUUGAGAUAGUUAUCUGUAUGGUCAGUUGUUUUUGCUGCGUUAUGGGAAUUUGUGGACGUUAUGGGAAAGUAGGUAGGUUGAAGUAAAUAACGCAUAAUAACACGUUUAUAUCAGUCAGCAUGUGACUCCUACAAAAAGGAUUUGAACGUGUGGUUGAAUCCCAUCACACUGAGCUGUCAUGGAGGGUUUGGAGGAGAAGCUGAAAGGCCUUUCCAUCGCUCGGCGGUCUCGCCCAGAGGAGCCCACAUACCUGCUGGACGUCGCCCUGCAGUCGACUGGCCUGCUCGCCGUCUCCUGCUCCGACCUCACCGUCCACAUCCACGACAAGGACACUCUGAACCUCCUCAGGGAGUACCGGGGCCACGACAGGCCGCUUUGUGGGGUUGUUUUCUCUCAUCGCUCCCCUGACUUCCUCUACUCCGGCUCUGCUGAUGGGACAGUUAAGGGCUGGGACGUCCGGUGCGUGGCGACAGAGCCGGCCCAGAUCUUUAAAAGUGACCCCUCGCACAGCUACUGCAGCUUCGACCUCAGCUGCAGUGACGCACUCGUGUGUGCCGGCACAGAGCAGGUGAACGAUGAGGACAGCUUCCUGGUUUUCUGGGAUGUCAGAAAACCAGGUGCCGGGCUUCUCGGGGUGUAUUCUGAGUCACACAGCGAUGACAUCACACAGGUGCGAUUCCAUCCUAGAGACAAGGACCGGCUUGCGUCCUGCUCCACAGACGGCCUCGUAAAUGUUUUCGACCUGAGCCGAGGGGCGGAAGAGGAGGCGCUGCUGGCAACCUGCAACAGCGACUCCUCUGCAGGGUCGGUUUGUUGGUCUGGCGCUGACUACACACAGCUGCUGUGCCUGAGCCAUGACGAGGGGCUGCACCUUUGGGACCUCGGUCAGCUUGACACAGAGGAGCCUCUCACUAUUUUCAGCUCUUCUGAUGUUCGCAGCCUGACUCCGCUCGCUGACGGAGGAGGCGUCGAUUACCUGGUGGGAGGGAGCUGGCUGGAAGACGCACAGAAGCUGCUGGUGGUCGGAGAAAACAGCGGGGAUCUCCACCUGAUGGAGUGUGACGACAGGGGGCUCCGUCUGCUCAGGAGCCUAAAGGGCGGCCAUGCCUCCACUGUACGGUGCUUCUUAUGGGACGCGGCGGAGGAGGCUCUGGUAACAGGAGGAGAGGACGCUCAGCUGUUGCUGUGGAAACCAGGAGGGGAGGACCUUACGUCAGCGAAAAGGGAGUCAAAGAAGAGCGAAUCAGCUUUGAAACUAAAAUCCAGGCCGCAUAAAAAACACGGCUACCAGAGAGAGAGAAAGGAGGCAAGACAAGACAAUGAAUGAAGUGUUGAAAUACUGACUUACUAACUCGACUGUGGAGGCUUCUCACUACUCUGCCAAUAGAAAAAUCAGUUUCAAAGUCAAUAUUUUGUCUAAAUAUUUCUGCAUAUGGUACACAAAGCACACAUCUCCACAGGAUUAACAUCCCUUUAGGCCAGAAAAGACUCGGACACCACUCAGUCUGUCACAAUGUGUUUACAACAUCUGACUUUUUAAUCUUUUUGCUUUUGUGGAAGCCUUAACCCUGACACGUUCCUGAAUGCUAAUUUGGAUUGUUCCCAUAGAACUAGAGAUACACUGAGUUUUGAAAUGUCCACACUAUUAUUCUAGUGUGUUUUAUUACUAACCUAAUUUAAUAGAAUGUACUUUACAUUAAUUAACUUCUUUGCAAUUAUUCAUAUCAACUCUGAGCUUGGAUUUAUUUAAAUAGUUUGUUUUGAAGUUUGAAGUUUGAAGUUGAAAUUAUUGUGUCAUACAUACACAAUACACAUACAUAGUUGUUUGCGGUCCCUCCUUCUGAAAUGUCACUGGAACACAACUUACAAACUGCACAUCGCCGAUCUUUCUCAGAGACGGACUAACACUCCCACGCUGCUGACACUUUCGUUCUUGUUUGACCAUCGAAACAAAUCAGAGUUUGUUCAACAGGUGACUUGAUGUGAUGCAACAGAUGCACUAUGACUUCUGGCAUUAGUACAUGUCACAUUAAUUGCAGACGUGCCGAUAUCAACCAAUACCAGUGUUCAACUGACUCAUGGAUGCCUUCCCACUUACUCAGUACAUUAUCAAGCUUUUAGACUCCAAACUGGAGCAUUGAUCUUAAUAACUGUUUACAGUCAGUGAUCACAUCGAACAGAUUGUAUUGCUCGUAUCAGAAACAUGACUUUUUCCUUGAAUGGGAAGGAAACACAACUGUUCCAGCCUGUUUCGACCUUCACACUCAUGCCUGGUAAUUAUAAAUGAUCUUAUCUGUAGUGUGUCCCGUAAAUGAUUGGAUCUAAAUGAAUGCUUUAGGAGAAGAAGUCUUAAAAAAGCAUUAGGGGCUGUUACCUAAUGACAGGAGAUAGUAUAGGAUACACUUUGGAAGCCCAGUUUCAGAUGUGAAGUUGUCCAGAUUCAUUAAAGAUAUCCAGAUACAGAUUAAAUGAUAGUAGUUGGAAAUUGGGUCUCAUAUACAGUAUAUUUAUUACCUACCUACCUACCUACUAAUGUUUGUUCUUGUUCUUGGACAGAACUGAUGGAUACUUAAAGACUCAAAUGAAUCUCUUAAAUUAGUGGGAUUUUACCGAGACAAAGAAACAAAAGCACCACUCUAGGAUUCUUCAGGAAGAUCUAUAAAAUCAAAGUCAUGACAUUAAAAAAACCCUUCAUUUUCCUCAUUGUACAGUUGUAUUCUCAUUGGCCACUGGAGGAGCAAUUCAAUAAAUGACCAUUUACCUCA
This is a messenger RNA of Labrus bergylta (ballan wrasse), 2992 nucleotides long. It is a transcript of the gene wdr89, whose product is annotated as WD repeat domain 89. The record is from RefSeq and is a predicted model, not a curated record. NCBI's taxonomy places the organism in Eukaryota, Metazoa, Chordata, Actinopteri, Labriformes, Labridae. Gene Ontology annotation, molecular function: protein binding.